Penicillium taxi is the source of this 1362-nucleotide messenger RNA. Its product is annotated as glycoside hydrolase family 7 protein. The coding region runs from base 1 to 1362 and encodes 453 amino acids. Gene Ontology annotation, biological process: carbohydrate metabolic process. Gene Ontology annotation, molecular function: hydrolase activity, hydrolyzing O-glycosyl compounds. The record is from RefSeq and is a predicted model, not a curated record. The transcript has 3 exons. Lineage: Eukaryota; Fungi; Ascomycota; Eurotiomycetes; Eurotiales; Aspergillaceae.
AUGAAUUGGCACGCACUCUUCUUCUCUGCCAUGAUGGCAGUGGCCUAUGGCCAGCAGGCUGGAACAUCGACAACUGAGACACACCCUUCUCUUACCUGGCAGAAUUAUACUUCCAGCGGUAGCUAUACGACAGUGUCAGGCUCCGUGGUGAUUGAUGCCAACUGGCGUUGGGUUCACUCUACCUCCGGUUAUACCAAUUGCUACACUGGAAACACGUGGGAUGCUAGCCUUUGCCCCGAUGAUGUAACAUGUGCUGAAAACUGCGCCCUGGAUGGUGCGAACUAUGAGUCAACCUAUGGUGUUACUACCAGUGGCGAUGCUCUGACUGUGGGAUUUAAGACCGGUUCCAACGUUGGAUCUCGCCUAUACCUGCUACAGGAUGAUGAUACGUAUGAAAUUUUCAAGCUGCUGAACCGGGAAUUCACUUUUGACGUGGACGUCUCAACCUUGGUUUGUGGGUUGAACGGGGCGCUCUAUUUUGUCGCCAUGGAUUCUGAUGGUGGGCUAUCCAAGUACGAAAACAACAACGCCGGAGCCAAGUAUGGCACUGGCUAUUGUGACUCUCAGUGUCCUCGUGAUCUGAAAUUUAUCAAUGGUCAGGGUAAUGUGGACGGCUGGGUGGCCUCAACUAACGACGCCAACUCAGGCGUUGGCGACCACGGCUCUUGUUGUGUGGAGCUAGACAUCUGGGAAGCCAACAGCAUCUCAACAGCCCUGACUCCUCACCCUUGCGAUGAUCCUGGCCAGACAAUGUGUGAGGGCACCGACUGCGGUGGUACCUACUCGGAUGAGCGCUAUGCUGGCACUUGUGACCCUGAUGGCUGCGACUUCAACCCGUACCGUAUGGGCAACACCAGCUUCUUCGGUCCAGGCAAGGACGUUGACACCAACUCUCCGAUAACCGUGGUAACGCAGUUCGUCACAUCCGACGGCACUGAUACCGGUACUUUAAGCGAGAUCAGGCGUCUCUAUGUGCAGAAUGGUAAGGUCAUUUCCAACUCUGCAUCUGACGUCAGUGGUGUAUCUGGUAACUCAAUCACCUCAUCGUUCUGCACAGCCCAAAAAUCUGCAUUUGGCGACACAGACUACUUCUCGCAGCACGGCGGUCUUUCGGCAGUGAGCGCUGGUCUGGAACAGGGAUUGGUUCUCGUUAUGAGUCUGUGGGAUGACCACUACGCCAAUAUGCUUUGGCUUGACAGUGAUUAUCCCACCAAUGAGCCAUCCACUGACCCUGGCGUUGCUCGUGGCACCUGCUCUACCUCUUCUGGUGAUCCCGACGAUGUUGAAGCUAACUCGGCCUCUGCCAAAGUUAUUUUCUCUAACAUCAAGUUCGGCCCCAUCGGUUCAACCUAUUCUUCUUAA